AGAGAGAGAAAAUAGAGAUGCGUGAAUCGAGAAAAAAAACGACAUCGUCAUCUUAAUCAUAAUGUGAUAUUCUUUUAAGGACAUCGCCAAGUUGAACAAAUCAAAACAAUAAAUUCAAGUUUGGUAAUGUUUAAGUUAUUGUUUAUUCUAACCAUUUUUUAACAAUUUACUACAUGCAGAUGUUUCAAUGUUAAAAGCUUCGAAUCAAUCAACAAUUGAUCCAAUCAUAAUUAGUCGUGAUUAUAAGGAUGGUGAUGCGAAUAUUUCAACAUUGAUACAUCAAGAACCACCACCAUUGCCAAAAGCACGACAGAAUAAUAAUAUCAGUAGUAGUAAUGUCAGAAUGAUGAUGUCAUCGACAUCAUCAUCAACACCUAAUAUUAUGACCAACAAUGUUUCAAACAACAACAGCAACAAUAAUAAUAAAUCAAAUAUUGGCCGAACUGGAUCGACUGCAAAUAUGGCAACAACAGAGAUUAAUAAUAAUAAUGCAUCAUUACAGCCAUCUAACGUCAUCAUAAAUACAAAUCUACAACGACAACAACAAAUACAGAAUGAAGAAUUGUCCGUUCUGACAAGUUAUUAUGCUUGUGCAAGAUAUUAUCUAUUUAUGGUUUAUAUAUUAGUAUUGAUAACAUUGAUCAUCAAUACUUUUAUACAUUUCAUAUUUUAUGGAUCAAAUAUGUCAAUUGGUUCAAUGUUUUUAGAUGUACAUCAUCGACAAGAACUUAUAAAUGGACAAUAUUAUUCACUUGAUAACAAUAAUUAUGCACCGAACAAUUAUCUAUCAGCAUCCACAUUUAAUAUUGGCCGUGAUCGAAAUAUAGUUCAACAUGGUGGUCCUUAUGGCACGAUCAAUCAUCGACCAUUAUCGAAGCAUCUCGGUAGCAAUGAACAAAUAUAUCAUUGUGAUCGUAGUUCAUUUCUUUCAUUACUUGAUGAAUUUUAUCAUCAAUAUCCGGUACCUAAACCACAGCCACCAACAUAUGAUUCAUCGGAUAGAAUGAAUCUUGAUGGAAGAAAUCAGCUUGAUGGUGAUGAUGAUACAAAAUCCUAUCCGAAAAUAUUUGCUAAUUUCGAUAAUUAUGCACGAACAAAAGAUCGUCAAGAUCUGAAUGAAGAAGAUGAUAUAUUCUACAGUAGUAGUAGUAGAUCGAAUGAUGAAGAAUCAUUACAAGCAAGUCGACAACGAUUGGCGACAAUAUCCGUCGAUAAACGUUUCAAUAAUCUUAAUCAUCAGAGAACCGGAAAUGAAAAUCGUAUGUUAAUCAUUGAAGUGAUUGCAUUGACAUUAUUGUUUGUGACAGUAUUGAAUCAAGUACUAGGAUUGAUUGGUGUAAUAAGAAAAAAUCUAACAUUACUCAUAUUUGUUACUAUUGUUAAUUUUGUAUUAUUCUGUAUAUUGGCAUUCAUUUCAAAUAUUGGACUAAUACUUUUAUUGUUGUUGGCUACUUCGGCUGGUUAUCUAUUCAUAUUUCAAUUAAAAAUUGGCCUAAGAAAUCGUAUUAAGGAACGUUUAAGAUUCAAAGAGGAUAUAUCGACUGAAGUACAGGAUGCAAUCAUGCAGAUGCGUAAUCGUAUGUCACCAUGUAUACAUGUAAGCAUGGAACAAUAUGAAGCUAUGACACAACAAAUGUUGAAUCGUUAUUCAUCACCCAUUGUUUAUUGUCCGCAUUAUAAUGAAAGUCUUUGCUAGAUAAAGCAAAAGAAAAAAAUAUUUU
Dermatophagoides farinae (American house dust mite) is the source of this 1721-nucleotide messenger RNA. RefSeq lists its product as uncharacterized. The record is from RefSeq and is a predicted model, not a curated record. NCBI's taxonomy places the organism in Eukaryota, Metazoa, Arthropoda, Arachnida, Sarcoptiformes, Pyroglyphidae.